Molecule: messenger RNA, 4142 nt
Organism: Zea mays
Lineage: Eukaryota; Viridiplantae; Streptophyta; Magnoliopsida; Poales; Poaceae
Product: Protein EXPORTIN 1A
Exons: 32
Coding region: 230-3535 (1101 amino acids)
Biological process (GO): ribosomal large subunit export from nucleus; protein export from nucleus; ribosomal small subunit export from nucleus
Cellular component (GO): nucleus; cytoplasm
Molecular function (GO): small GTPase binding; nuclear export signal receptor activity
Source: RefSeq, a predicted model, not a curated record
GCCCCUCUCUCUCUUAAACCCCCCAAAACCAAAAAUUAAAAUCCGCCUUCUUUCUUCUCCCCCGACUCCCUCUUCCGGUAAGAAUCCGGCCCGCCGCCGCCGCCGCUAGCGUCGCCGCGCUCGCUGCUUCUAGGGCUGCGCCUUCUCGCGCCUCCGGUGCCUUCCCUGCUCCCCACGAUCCCCUGCCUCCACAAGCUUCCUUCACCUGCUCACUCCAACCGCUGCCGCCAUGGCGGAGAAGCUCAGGGAUCUAAGCCAGCCGGUAGACGUGACGCUCCUCGAUGCUACUGUCGCUGCCUUCUACGGCACCGGAUCUAAAGAGGAGAGGAGCGCCGCUGAUCAGAUACUACGUGACCUACAAAACAACCCAGACAUGUGGCUACAAGUUGUACACAUUCUGCAGAAUUCCCAGAACCUCAACACCAAGUUCUUUGCAUUGCAAAUACUUGAAAGUGUUAUCAAGUACAGGUGGAAUGCAUUGCCCGUCGAUCAACGUGAUGGCAUAAAGAAUUACAUAUCUGAUGUUAUUGUGCAGCUUUCCAGCAAUGAAGUUACCUUUCGGCAGGAGAGGCUUUAUGUCAAUAAACUCAAUAUUAUUUUGGUGCAGGUACUGAAACAUGAGUGGCCUGCCAGAUGGUCAUCCUUCAUACCUGAUCUUGUUGCAGCUGCAAAGAGUAGUGAAACUCUAUGUGAAAAUUGCAUGGCUAUAUUGAAGCUUCUAAGCGAAGAAAUUUUUGACUUCUCAAGAGGUGAAAUGACACAACAAAAGAUCAAAGAACUGAAGUCGUCACUUAACAGUGAGUUCCGGCUCAUUCACGAGCUAUGUUUAUAUGUCCUAUCUGCAACGCAAAGGCCAGAGCUCAUCCGUGCUACAUUGGCGACACUCCAUGCUUUCUUAUCAUGGAUCCCUGUUGGAUUCAUCUUUGAGUCACCGUUGCUGGAGACAUUACUGAAGUUCUUCCCUAUGGCUGCUUAUCGGAAUCUUACACUUCAAUGCCUAACAGAGGUUGCAGCACUUCAGUUUGGUGAUUUUUAUAAUGUGCAGUAUGUGAAGACAUAUACAUUUUUCAUUAUUCAGUUGCAGGCUAUUCUUCCUCCUGAAAAAAUCCCGGACGUAUAUGCUAAUGGUUCCACUGAAGAGCAGGCGUUUAUACAAAAUCUUGCACUCUUCUUCACAUCAUUUUUUAAGAAUCACAUGCGUAUACUGGAAACAACUCAAGAAAAUAUUGCUGCUUUGCUUAUGGGUCUCGAGUACCUUAUUGGAAUUUCAUAUGUUGACGAUACAGAGGUUUUUAAGGUGUCCUUGGAUUACUGGAAUGUAUUUGUAUUAGAGCUAUUUGAAGCACACAAUCAAAUGGAACCUGCAGUAACUGUAAGCAUGAUGGGGCUUCAGGCGCAGAUGGUUCCUGGAAUGGUAGAUGGGGGCACAGCUGUUAAACAGAGGAGACAGCUUUACUCUGGCCCACUCUCGAAACUACGGAUGCUGAUGAUUUGCCGUAUGGCAAAGCCUGAGGAAGUACUUAUUGUUGAAGACGAAAACGGCAAUAUUGUACGCGAGACAAUGAAAGACAACGACGUUCUUGUUCAGUACAAGAUCAUGAGGGAAACACUGAUCUAUUUAUCCCAUCUUGAUCACGAGGACACAGAACAACAGAUGUUGAAGAAACUAAGCAAGCAAUUAAAUGGAGAAGACUGGAGUUGGAAUAACCUUAAUACUCUCUGUUGGGCUAUUGGAUCAAUAUCAGGUUCUAUGGUAGAGGAGCAGGAGAAUAGAUUUCUGGUUAUGGUUAUUCGUGAUUUGCUAAACCUCUGUGAAAUCACAAAGGGAAAGGACAAUAAAGCUGUGAUUGCAAGUAACAUUAUGUAUGUUGUUGGUCAGUAUCCAAGAUUUCUCAGGGCUCAUUGGAAGUUUUUGAAAACUGUGGUCAACAAAUUGUUUGAGUUCAUGCAUGAGAUGCAUCCUGGAGUUCAGGAUAUGGCAUGUGAUACCUUCCUGAAAAUUGUUCAAAAAUGCAAGCGCAAGUUUGUGACACAACAGGUGGGCGAGAAUGAACCAUUUGUUUCUGAACUUCUGUCCAACCUUGCUACAACCAUCGCCGAUCUUGAGCCACAUCAGAUUCAUACGUUUUACGAAUCAGUUGGCCAUAUGAUCCAAGCUGAAUCUGACAACACUAAUAGGGAUGAAUACCUCAAGAGAUUGAUGAGCCUUCCUAACCAGAAGUGGGCAGAAAUAAUCGGACAGGCAAGCCAAAGUAUUGAUAUCCUGAAGAACCAAGAUGUUAUCCGAUCAGUUCUCAACAUUCUACAGACAAACACAAGUGUUGCGAGCUCACUUGGGCCACACUUCUUCCCACAGAUUUCACUAAUUUUCUUGGACAUGCUAACAGUCUACAGAAUGUACAGCGAGCUUGUAUCAAGCACGAUUGCUGAAGGAGGACCCUUUGCCUCAAGGACGUCAUUUGUAAAACUCUUGAGAUCUGUCAAGAGGGAAACCCUAAAGUUGAUCGAGACUUUUGUGGACAAGGCGGAAGAUUUGCCACAUAUAGGAAAGCAGUUUGUACCACCAAUGAUGGAUCCUGUUCUUGGUGAUUAUGCUAGAAAUGUACCCGAUGCAAGGGAGUCUGAAGUUCUGUCCUUGUUUGCAACAAUCAUUAACAAGUACAAAGGGGAAAUGCUUGAGGAUGUGCCUCGUAUAUUUGAGGCUGUUUUCCAGUGCACCCUUGAGAUGAUUACUAAGAACUUUGAAGAUUAUCCUGAGCACCGCCUCAAAUUUUUUUCUUUGCUUCGUGCAAUUGGCACCCAUUGCUUCCAAGCAUUAAUCCAGCUUUCAAGUCAGCAAUUGAAGCUUGUGAUCGAUUCAAUUAAUUGGGCGUUCAGACAUACAGAGAGAAAUAUUGCAGAGACUGGCCUUAGCCUGUUGUUGGAGAUCUUGAAAAAAUUCCAGGCUUCAGGAUUCCAAAACCAAUUCUACAAAACCUACUUUUUGACAAUUGAGCAAGAGAUUUUUGCAGUCCUCACAGACACAUUCCACAAACCUGGUUUCAAGCUUCAUGUUUCGGUGCUGCAACACUUGUUUUGUGCGGUUGAUGGUCUAACGGAGCCUCUAUGGGACGCGUCUUCUGUACCUUACCAAUAUACGGAUAAUGCUAUGUUUGUUCGAGAUUACACCAUAAAGCUCUUAGGGACAUCAUUUCCUAACAUGACAGUAACCGAGGUGACAAAGUUUGUAGAUGGUCUUCUUAGUUCAAAACUUGAUCUUCCAAGCUUCAAAAACCAUAUUAGAGACUUCCUGGUGCAGUCCAAGGAGUUCUCAGUUCAGGCCCUUGGCGCCACCAGCAGAUUGGCGACGAAUUCUGUUCCUGCUGCUGCCUUGUGUUUACAAGUGAUUUUGUCUUGUGAUGGACAUGUCCUGGCUUUCAGGAUAACAAGGAUCUAUACGCGGAAGAGGCUGCUGCCCAAAGAGAGAGGGAGCGCCAACGUAUGCUUGCCAUUCCGGGGCUCAUUGCCCCUAGCGAGUUGCAAGACGAGAUGGUAGAUUCGUAGUGUUCCUUGUUGAUUCAGCUCUCUAAUGUAGCUUCCUGUUUGUUGGUCCGGCAUCGGAAUACCUCUGGAGCCCUCGACGUCCAAGUUUUCUUCCAGGGUGGUGAAAGAAGGUGCCUGCUGUAAUUUUAUUUUUGGUUACCUCCACAUGAUGCUGAUUCCAAGAUUUGUGGUAGUAGACAGUCAGUUUUGCCGCAUGACUGCUGCUGGGGGUCUCUCAGCAGCUGUGGUUGCCUGGAUGUGUUAGCAGCGGCUCUUGUGCUCGGUGUACUUUGCUAACAUUGGUGCGUGUACUUUGCCCAUCAUAUAUUAUAUUGUGGUACAUCAUUGUAUGCUUCUUUGGUUUAAGUUAAUAGAUGGAAUAGCGAUUUAUGUAUCCAGGCAGGCUGGUAGGAACCUUGUUACUAUGUCUGUAGUGUACUAUUCUGUGAGAUAUCUCAUACGCCUUUUUUUUUCUUUUUCUUUGGUGCAUUCCUCAAUGUGUAGAUUUGCUGUCUCAUCAACAAGGGUAGGUUUGGCUUGGCUGUGUAUGGAGAAAAAACUAUGUUCUUUUGUUAGCACUCUGGUGCGGAGAUUACAUAUAUAAAUGUAGUAAUUUGUUC